AUGAUUGAUGAUCAGCAGCUGGGGUUUCUUGCCAAUUUUCUAGGGAUUUUUAUAUUUGGACUGGUAAUUGCUUACCAUUACGUGAUGGCCGAUCCCAAAUAUGAGGGAAACUGAAACCAUUAGACAGUUAAAUUGUAUACAUGUUAGAUAAGAACUUAAAUUAUGUUCGUAAACAUGUUAGUUUUCUUUGCAUAAUUGAACCGCUUUGUUUUGGUCGAUCUUCUUUUACAUACUAAAGAUUGAUCUAUGAUCGAUUUUCGUUA
Gossypium raimondii (Peruvian cotton) is the source of this 263-nucleotide messenger RNA. Its product is annotated as dolichyl-diphosphooligosaccharide--protein glycosyltransferase subunit 4A. NCBI's taxonomy places the organism in Eukaryota, Viridiplantae, Streptophyta, Magnoliopsida, Malvales, Malvaceae. Bases 1 to 114 code for a protein of 37 amino acids. The transcript has a single exon. The record is from RefSeq and is a predicted model, not a curated record.